Molecule: messenger RNA, 1692 nt
Organism: Closterium sp. Yama58-4
Lineage: Eukaryota; Viridiplantae; Streptophyta; Zygnematophyceae; Desmidiales; Closteriaceae
Source: the annotation of a GenBank genome assembly
AUGACGCGGGAUGGUGAGAAGGAAGAAGUCGCGGAAGAACAGCGCGACGAAGGGAGCAAAGACGCAGGCGAAAAUAGCUCGCCGGUAGGGAUGCGCGGAGGCGGCGCGAAACAGCGCGGGAGUGUGGGUGCAGGUCGCUCGGCGGACGAAAUGCGUGAGGGCAGCGCAAGGCGCCAGGAGAAACGCGCGGAUGCAGAUCGUGCACCAGAAGAGGUGCGCGGGAGUGGCGCGAGGCGCCACGGGAACAACGCGGAUGCGGAUCGUGCACCAGAAGAGGUGCGCGGGAGUGGCGCGAGGCGCCACGGGAACAACGCGGAUGCGGAUCGUGCACCAGAAGAGGUGCGCGGGAGUGGCGCGAGGCGCCACGGGAACAACGCGGAUGCGGAUCGUGCACCAGAAGAGGUGCGCGGGAGUGGCGCGAGGCGCCACGGGAACAACGCGGAUGCGGAUCGUGCACCAGAAGAGGUGCGCGGGAGUGGCGCGAGGCGCCACGGGAACAACGCGGAUGCGGAUCGUGCACCAGAAGAGGUGCGCGGGAGUGGCGCGAGGCGCCACGGGAACAACGCGGAUGCGGAUCGUGCACCAGAAGAGGUGCGCGGGAGUGGCGCGAGGCGCCGCGGGAACAACGCGGAUGCGGAUCGUGCACCAAAAGAGGUGCGCGGGAGUGGCGCGAGGCGCCGCGGGAGCGCUGCGGCAGAUCGCCGCUCGCCAGAGGAGAUGCGCGACGGAGGUGCGAGGCGCCGCGGGAGCGCUGCGGCAGAUCGCCGCUCGCCAGAGGAGAUGCGCGACGGAGGUGCGAGGCGCCGCGGGAGCGCUGCGGCAGAUCGCCGCUCGCCAGAGGAGAUGCGCGACGGAGGUGCGAGGCGCCGCGGGAGCGCUGCGGCAGAUCGCCGCUCGCCAGAGGAGAUGCGCGACGGAGGUGCGAGGCGCCGCGGGAGCGCUGCGGCAGAUCGCCGCUCGCCAGAGGAGAUGCGCGACGGAGGUGCGAGGCGCCGCGGGAGCGCUGCGGCAGAUCGCCGCUCGCCAGAGGAGAUGCGCGACGGAGGUGCGAGGCGCCGCGGGAGCGCUGCGGCAGAUCGCUCGCUGGACGGCAGGCGGGAGGACGGUGGAAAAAACUAUGCGCCCAUGGGAUUGGACAGCUCGUUUGGGCCGCGAGGACGUGAGAGGAGACGUAUGGCGAUGGACGUGCGGCGAGCACCAGAGAUACGGAGGGAGGAGUAUGAGCGAGGGAGGCGUUGUCAGGAACGCAUGCCUGAGAAGAGCGAAGGGCGAUGGGGAGAAUCAGAAAAGCGGAGAGGGGCUUGUGAGGGUGAGCGGGGAAGGAGUCCACUGGGGCCGAGGAGGCCAUGGCAAUCAAGGGAAGCCAGAGCAGCCCGGGAGGGGAUAGAGCGAUUUCUGUACGGGAGGAGCUCGGGGAGCAAGAGCAAUGAGGAGCAGCGCGGAAGAAGGGAGGGGUCAUCGGAAUGGGGGGCAACGAGUAGAAGGGAGGAAUAUGAGUAUGGGCUGGAUCAGCGCCGAUGGGGUGAGCAGGAGCGGCAUGAGAAGGAAUCACUCCCUGAAGGAAGAGAGGGGUACAGGGGAAGGCAAGAAGGGCAGAGGGAACCUGGAGUGGAGGUGAGGAAGAAGCAGGACGAGAGAGGGCAGAGAGGGAAAAGAGAGGAGCAGCGUAGGCGGCAGGAGUUGAACGCCUGA